Messenger RNA from Cannabis sativa, 1216 nucleotides. RefSeq lists its product as uncharacterized. Lineage: Eukaryota; Viridiplantae; Streptophyta; Magnoliopsida; Rosales; Cannabaceae. The record is from RefSeq and is a predicted model, not a curated record. Bases 704 to 1210 code for a protein of 168 amino acids. The transcript has 3 exons.
UACUUUCACUCUUGCUCACAUUUGUUGGAGCUCUUGGUGAAGUGAGACUUGGAGUUUUAGAAGGAGGCUUUCAAGAGGUAGGAUUGGCCUUCCAUUUAGUUGGGUGUGUGGGCAGGCGCCAGGGAGAGUUGAUCAAGUUCUUCGAAUUGCGGAGGAGGAGCGCUAUUGGAACGUUCUAUUGUCUGAUUCUUCUCUUCGAGACAGCACUUUGUGGGAUCACGUUCCCCGUCAACCCGAAGGUAUAUCUCAUCCUAAGAAUCGUGCUAAGUCUCAAGUUACUAUACUCCAAAGAAGUUUGGAGAUUUUGGGAUGCGAACCUUUAUUUCUACCUGAAUUGACAUCAGACGGACGAGAUUUUGCAGAUCAAUUCAUGGCCCAAUCUUCUUUCACUCUUCCUCUGGCUGGUGACGGUGCUAUGGAACGUUAACGCUCACGCAAACAGAAGACUAGGACGACUCCUAGUGUUGAGAAGGAGGCUGUUACUACUGCUGCUCCUUCUUGUCCUUCUGCGAGGGCUCAGAAGAAGAAUAACAAGAGACCGUCUCCGGUUGAGUCGACCGAUUGGUUGAGUAAUACAGUUGAUCUUUCUUUUCCAUCUUCAGCGGCUGCACAUUCUGAGUUUGGCCUACACCUUGGUGAGGCCAGUAAGCUAUUAUUUCCAGAGGAUCGAGCUCGUUUUGAGAACAUCGGAGAAAUAGCUUCCAUGGAGUUGUCCAUCUCUCGCUCCUUUCAGGGUAUGCAAGGACUUAUGUACGCCUUGGAUAAGAUUAAGAACAUGAAGGAGCAAAUGAAGGACAUGAGGACUGAGCGUGAUACUUUGCGCGGGGAGAUUAAGGAGCUAAAGAGCUGCAAGAAAGAGCUUGACCGUGUCAGAGAAGAGUUACGAACUCAACUUGAUGCUAAGGAGCAAGAUUCUAAUCGUUUGAAGUCUGCCUUGGCUGAUCUUGCUACUGCCCAAGCUCGUGUGGACAUGUUGGAAGGUCGGUUAGUCGAAAUUGGACUGGAGGCUGAGAUCCAGUGUCGUGGAAAGAUGGCGAUGGAGUAUCGAGACAACAAGGCCGAGUCUUGGGACAUACCCCAGUACAUUGCUGACUAUGAAGAAUUGCUGCGGAUGAGGGCCGAGGAAGACGCUCGAACUAGCCAACUGGCUAACUUGUUUGAAGAGAUGACUACGAACGAUAUCCCGGUGGAUGACUCACAUCUUUCUUGAGUUAAC